Molecule: messenger RNA, 931 nt
Organism: Cydia pomonella (codling moth)
Lineage: Eukaryota; Metazoa; Arthropoda; Insecta; Lepidoptera; Tortricidae
Product: GPN-loop GTPase 2-like
Cellular component (GO): cytoplasm
Molecular function (GO): GTPase activity
Source: RefSeq, a predicted model, not a curated record
AGGGUAAUUAAAAUGUCUUUAACAAACAUUAAGAGAUUUAAGCCUGUCCACAAGUAUUAUGGUCAACUGGUGUUGGGUCCCCCUGGUGCUGGCAAGACAACAUAUUGUUGUAAAAUGUCUCAGUUGUUGCGUAAGUUCAGAAGAAAAGUGGUAAUUGUCAACUUAGAUCCUGCUAAUGAACUUAUGUCUUAUGAGCCAGAUAUAGACAUCAGACAACUUAUAGUCCUUGAAGAAGUUAUGGAUCAGUACAACUUGGGACCUAAUGGAGCAUUAUUGUAUUGCAUGGAAUUUUUAGAACAAAACAUAGACUGGCUGUUAAAUCAAAUUGAAGGAGAAAACUCAACUAAUUUCAUAUUUGACAUGCCUGGACAGGUAGAAUUGUACUGCCACCAUAAAAGUCUAUCAAACAUAUUUUCCAAGCUAUCUGAACAAAGUAAUCUUCAGUUGUGUGUUGUGCACUUGGUUGAUUCCCACCAUUGCUCAGACGCAGGAAAAUUUAUCUCUGCAUUAAUGUUGUCAUUAAGUGCCAUGUUGAAAAUAGGACUUCCACAUAUUAAUUUGUUAACUAAGGUAGACCUUCUUAAGAAACACAUGGAUAAAUUGCAAUUUGGUAUAGACUUUUACACUGAUGUAUUGGAUCUGAACUAUUUGGUUGAUUGUCUUGAUACUGAUGCAUUUACUAAAAAGUACAAAAAGUUAAAUGAAGCUUUAGUUUCCGUAAUUGAAGAUUACAGUUUAGUAUCAUUUCAACUUGUGGACAUGUUGAAAGAUGAUAGUUUAGUCAAAGUGAAGAAUUUAGUUGAUAAGGCCAAUGGGCAUGUUUUCAAAGCGGAAGAGGGCAGGCACAUAAACAGUAUGUUAGCUUGUGCAAUGGGAGUUGGUGAAACAAAUGAUAUAGAAUGAUUAUUGAAUAAAAUAUGUACUUCUUAAA